CCUAAAUCGGCGCAGUAUUCUGAGGCCCAAAGUUCUAUCCUAGCGAAAACAGACAAGUAGUUGAAGAAUCACUCAAGCUUACUCCACAACCUGCUGACCAAGCACGAACUGCUCGGCUCGACUCCGCCUACCCCGCUACACUUCGGGAAGCAUGACGCAACGUUAGCUAAAUACACAGUGGGAUCAUUUAAGGAAACUAGGGGUAGGUCUGUGGGAUCACGUGAUCGUGCGACCAGCCGCCCGCGCACCCGAUGUGAGGAGCAAAUGCAAGGAAGCAGGGACACCGCCACAGAGCGCGAGAGAAUUCCAGCCACGAUUGUUGUCCAAAAGCCAGACAGCGACCGCACCUAGUCUUGGGGAUUCACGCCGUGAGCCAGGUAACUCGGUGCAAAAGGUACCUAGUACAGGAGCAUAGCCGUCGCUGGACUGGGCUCAGGUACGUUUUUUUUCAUCAGCGCGUUGCUGCCAACAUUCUUUCCCCCGUCGGCGCAAGAAAUUCAUCAUGUCGUACCCGGGUCCUCCAGGUGUCUCGAAGCCAUCGCAUCCAUCACUUCCGCCGCGUCCACCGGCCACCAAGCUCUCGGGAUUCAAGCCCGCCUUUUCGCCAGCACCCACGGCCCCGGCUUCCGCCGCCGCCGGCUACACAGCACCCACACCGUCCUAUCCAGGCUACGGGCCCACCGCGACACCCGCCGCCGGUUAUGGCGCACCGGCUGCGACCUCGCCCUACGUGGGCAACCCUACCGCUCCCGCCAUAGGCGCCGGCCGCGGAGCCUACAGCACAGCCGGAGCCUACGGCUACGCGUCCGCACCGAACUACCCACAGCAGCCUCCAUACUAUGGCGCCCCAGCGACGGCCAGCUACUCGACGCCCCCCCAGAUUCGGAACCCCUUCCCGGCACCGGGCGGCGCGGCCGCCGACACGGACCCGGAGAUGGCAGCACAAAUAGCCCAGUGGCAGAGCGCGUACAUGCCCAAGGAUCCCAACGACCCCGCCAACAAAGCAGGCGCCGCCGCCGGCAGCCGGACGGGCACGAACACGCCCGGGGGCGCGCAGGCCGGCACGGCAGAGGCGGCCGACGGCAGCGCGAACGCGAACGCGGACGCCGACCAGAAGAAAAAGACGGUCUACCGCGAGGGCGGCGGCAAGAAAUGGCAGGACGACACGCUGCUCGAGUGGGACCCGACGCACCUGCGCCUCUUUGUCGGCAACCUCGCGGGCGAGACGACGGACGACUCCCUUCUCAAGGCCUUCUCGCGCUGGAAGAGCGUGCAAAAGGCCAAGGUGAUCCGCGACAAGCGCACCAACAAGAGUAAGGGCUUCGGGUUCGUCAGCUUCAGCGACCCGGAGGACUUCUUCCAGGCAGCCAAGGAGAUGAACGGCAAGUACAUCCAGAGCCAUCCCGUAGUGGUACGCAAGGCCAAGACGGAGAUCAAGCCGGUGGUGGUCAAGGAGGAACGCAAGGGAAAGAACAACAACAACAAGAAGAGCGGGGGGAACAAGAGUGGGAGCGGAAUGGGAGCCGGAAACGACGGCACGGGGGCGUACGAGCCGCACCUCGGGCCGAUGGCAGGCAGCGGCAUCACCAAGCCCGGGCAAAAGACCAAGGGCGGGUUGAAGUUGCUGGGUUAACAGUCUCGAAAGUCGGUAAUGACAAACCUCGGAUGAAGAGAAUAAUCGAUCCUGAUGAUUUUGCGAGGGUCUUAUUUUUGAGGGAAAUGGGGGAGGUGGUUCUUCUGAAAAAAAUAGUUAAGACGCCACAAAUGCCUCGUUACUGUUGGGGGACGUAGAGCACGGAAUACUGCCUUGAUUUCCGGGUAGCAAGACAUCGCGAGGGCGUUGAAUCGAGAUACAGGGCGGGGUUAUUUCUUCUCUGUAACAUACACAAUUUUAGAUAA
Messenger RNA from Thermothelomyces thermophilus ATCC 42464, 1899 nucleotides. RefSeq lists its product as uncharacterized. The transcript has a single exon. The record is from RefSeq and is a predicted model, not a curated record. NCBI's taxonomy places the organism in Eukaryota, Fungi, Ascomycota, Sordariomycetes, Sordariales, Chaetomiaceae. Gene Ontology annotation, molecular function: mRNA binding. The coding region runs from base 503 to 1633 and encodes 376 amino acids.